AUGACUUCUGCAGAAUGGAAAAGGUCCAAGUAUGCAAGAAAAAUAGCUGAAUUAGAGAUGAUGGAAGUCAUUAACUCCACUCAGUUUUGGGAAAAGGUGGGUGAUGUCUUAAAGAUCCAAGAACCGUUGGUUAAAGUGUUGAGGAUGUGUGAUGGUGAUGAAAACCAACUAUGGGUUUGUAUUUAUGAAGCUAUGGAUAGAGCAAAAUUGGCGAUUCGAAGAGAUUAUCGAUAUUACCAGAAAUAUUGGGAAGUAAUUGAUAGGCGAUGGAGCAAUCAACUUCACAAUGAUUUGCAUUCAACUGGAUAUUUCUUAAAUCCACAAUUUCUAUACGGAGGCAAUUCCACAAGUGAUAUGAUUUAUGGAAUCAUGAAUGGGGUGAGAAAUGUCAUACAAAGGAUAGAGCCCAACUUGAAUGAUCAAAGUUUGGAAAUGAAGCAAUUAUUGUUAUAUCGAGAUAAAACGGAUUCUUUUGGAACACCAUUAGCUCAAGCUGCAAUUUUAAAGACUAACCCUGCUGAAUGGUGGACCAAUUAUGGAAAUUGUGCACUUCAACGUAUUGUUGUCAGAGUUCUAAGUCAAAUAACCUCUUUUUCAAAUUUUGAAGCUAAGACACAUGAAAAAAAAAGUGCACAAGAGCUAGAAAUGGGUUUUAAUCCAAUCAAUCUUGAAAAUAUUUUUGAAGACGAUCCACUAAAUUCAUGGGCUGAAGAAAGACAAGAUGCUAUGCUCAAUAGUGAACAAAAUUUCUCAUGGUUGCCUGAAGAGUUAAUUAAUGAAGCAGAUGAAGAAAUUCAAGGUGAAGAUAUGCAUGACAUUUCACCUACUCCAUCUAAUGAUGAAAGUGUUCAACUAUCGACGUCAAGUGGUGGUGGUGAUGAUGGCGGUGAUGGCGGUGGUGGUGAUGAUCAUGGUGGUGAUAAUGAAGGUUUGUAUGGAACAAAUACAUCUACUGGUUCAUCAUCAUAUAGUUUAGCUAUAAAUGAUAAUGAGAUUAGUGAAUCAUCUCAGGGCAUAUAUACUGCUUGGAUCAAUACACAGGAAGAUGAAAGGAAAGAAUUGAAGGAAGUAAGAAAGGAAGGGAGGAAGAAGAAGAAGAAGAACUUGCUUCCACAUCAAAAAGUUAACGGCAAUUAA
This is a messenger RNA of Hibiscus syriacus, 1137 nucleotides long. RefSeq lists its product as uncharacterized. Lineage: Eukaryota; Viridiplantae; Streptophyta; Magnoliopsida; Malvales; Malvaceae. The transcript has 8 exons. The record is from RefSeq and is a predicted model, not a curated record. Bases 1 to 1137 code for a protein of 378 amino acids.